AUGGAGCGACGGGUGGCAUUGGAGUUGUGGGGGCCGCAGGGGCAGGCACCACCACUUUCGGAGACUCCGCCUCUUUUUCCUCCUCGGGAACACUUCCCAAGUCUGGAACGACUGUUGGUGCAGCUACCGACACCGGGGGAGGCACCAAUUUUUGCUUGGGAGGGUCGUUACAUAGUGAAUGCCAAAAAGACCAUUGAACUGGGUGUCUUCACUGGAUACUCCCUUCUUCUCACUGCCCUUUCAAUUCCAGAGGACGGCAAGAUUACUGCCAUUGAUACGUGCCGGGAGUCGUACGAAAUAGGGUUGCCGAUUAUCAAAAAAGCCGGAGUUGAGCACAAAAUCGACUUCGUCGAGUCCGAGGCUCUACCGGUCCUCGAUAGACUCUUGGAAGAUAAUGAGAAUGAAGGGAGUUUCGACUUCGCUUUUGUUGAUGCUGACAAGGUGAAUUACUCGAACUAUCACAAGAGGUUGAUCAAGCUGGUGAAGGUUGGCGGGGUAAUUGCCUACGACAACACGCUGUGGUACGGAACCGUGGCAAUGCCCGAGGAAAUGGUUCCAAAGCAUAUGAAACCUAAUAGUGGGGGCGCGAUCGAGAUCAACAAAAUGCUCGCAGUUGAUCCUCACGUUAUGAUUUCUCAUGUUGCAAUAGGCGACGGAAUCACUAUCUGUAUGCGCGUCCAGUGACUUCUCAUGUGAUGCUGCUAUCUACUCCUCUCUCUUUUUCUUCAAGUGUUUUUCUUUAUUUUCUUUCUUUAUUUUUUUUGUUUAGAUAUUUCG
Molecule: messenger RNA, 777 nt
Organism: Rhododendron vialii
Lineage: Eukaryota; Viridiplantae; Streptophyta; Magnoliopsida; Ericales; Ericaceae
Product: probable caffeoyl-CoA O-methyltransferase At4g26220
Exons: 4
Coding region: 1-684 (227 amino acids)
Molecular function (GO): O-methyltransferase activity; S-adenosylmethionine-dependent methyltransferase activity
Source: RefSeq, a predicted model, not a curated record